Molecule: messenger RNA, 351 nt
Organism: Protopolystoma xenopodis
Lineage: Eukaryota; Metazoa; Platyhelminthes; Monogenea; Polystomatidea; Polystomatidae
Source: the annotation of a GenBank genome assembly
AUGACUGACUGUGAUUCAAGCCCCGUGUUCUUCUUAUGCUUGACGCUUCCAACGACGCGCUUUAUUCCCUUCGCCACGCCAGUCCCACCCUCUCCGGAUUGGCUUGUCAGAGUUCCGGGACCAGCGGAAGUUGGUUCCGAUUGCAGGGUUGUUGCGCAGCUCAACUCAUUCCCUAGCCUCCCCCCACUCUUCUGUCGAACAGGGGAACUCGGUGGAGCUCUCGAUUGUCUGGCAAUUUUUUUCUCAGAGUUCUACACUUCUGCCAAGGGCAGACUGCCUUUCUGCAAGCGGGCAAACGAGCAAAGUGGGCAGAAGCAGGAUCUGUGGCAACCUUGCAAGGUCGCAGGCUGA